Molecule: messenger RNA, 1896 nt
Organism: Aspergillus costaricaensis CBS 115574
Lineage: Eukaryota; Fungi; Ascomycota; Eurotiomycetes; Eurotiales; Aspergillaceae
Product: Ras-GEF domain-containing protein
Exons: 3
Coding region: 1-1896 (631 amino acids)
Biological process (GO): positive regulation of GTPase activity; Ras protein signal transduction
Cellular component (GO): plasma membrane
Molecular function (GO): guanyl-nucleotide exchange factor activity
Source: RefSeq, a predicted model, not a curated record
AUGGCUCAGGUGGAGCCGUGCGAUGGCCUUGCCUUACUCAAUGUGGAGAUGAUGAGGCCGAUCCGCGUCGGUGAUAAGAUUGAUAAAUGCUGGGCGAUGUCGGAACUUGUGCGCCCCUGGCCCUACCUCGCUCAAGACAUCCGGGAAGUGACGCACAACGUCCAUUCUAUGUGGGCUGGUGGGGUUCCAGACCCGUGGUUCCAGCGCUAUACUCGCUUCCCUCUUACUCGCGUGCGGACUAUUGUCCACUAUCGUCUACUUGCACCAGGCUGCCGGUGUCACCCCGGACAUAAACCCCUCUUGCCCCAAGCACGUCGACUGGCCAGUGCAGCGUCUCUAUCCGACCUCGACUAUGCACGAAACAAUACGCCCGCGACAAUGUCUUCCAGCUCCCAGCACGCCAGGAAAUGGUCGACGAUGCCGAUCGACACGAAUGCGGCCCCGUUCUUGAGCCUCGACUACGAGGAUGAGGUUGUUUACGAGGACGACCAACGCCAAACCAUCAAACACGCCUCCAUCUGUGGGCUGGUUGAGCAACUGACACGCCACGAUCGGCUAGAUGUUUCAUUCAACGAGACCUUUCUUAUGACCUACCCGACCUUCGUCUGCGGCCGGGAACUCUUUGAGAUUCUCCUCCAACGACUGAACAUGCCCCCACCUCCAGGCCUCAGCGACUCUGACCUCUCACGAUGGACCGAACAGAAGCAGAAGACCGUCCGCUUCCGUGUCAUCAACAUACUCAAGACCUGGCUGGAGCGGUACUGGAUGGAACCACCCACUGAAUCAACAAUGGACUUCCUCCGACACAUCCACGCCCACGUUCAACCUCUCGCCAACGUUCCCACUGCCUCGCAACUCAUCACCAUCAUCGAGCACCGCUUGAAGGGUCAAGACAUCCUCAAACGUUACAUGACUCCCCCAAACAGCACCGUGCCGAAACCACUUACCCCGAGGAACAUGAAGAAGCUCAAGCUCCUCGACCUGGACCCGAUGGAGAUCGCUCGCCAACUUACCAUUAUCGAAUCACGUCUCUUCGCUCGAAUCAAACCUACCGAGUGUCUCAACAAGUCGUGGCAGAAGAAAGAUACCGAUAGACCACUAUCUAUUCCUCCCUCACGCCGCACCAGCACCAGCACAACCAGCAGCACCAGUUCUAUCGAACGCACCACCGGUGUCAACGCCACGAUUCUACACUCCAACCAGCUCGCCAACUGGGUGGGAGAGAUGAUCCUGGCCCACGAUGAGAUGAAGAAGCGUGUCUCUAUGAUCAAGCAGUUUGUCAAUAUUGCCGACAACUGCCGUACCCUCAACAACUUCGCAACCAUGAUGUCCAUAAUCUCCGGCCUAGCCACAAGCCCCAUCUACCGUCUCCACCGCACCUGGACGCAAGUGAGCCCCAAGACACGCAAACUCCUCGAAGACAUGCAAAGCCUCAUGUCCAGCGACAAGAACUUUAUCAAGUACCGAGAAAAGCUCCGCGCAGCAGGCCCACCACGCAUUCCCUUCCUCGGAACCUACCUAACCGACCUCACCUUCAUCGAAGACGGCAUCCCAAGUCACACCCCGCCCCCGAACGUGAUGAUAAACUUCAGCAAGCGGAUCAAAGUCGCUGACACCCUGCGCGAGAUUGAAAGCUGUCAGGCUGUCGGGUACAGUUUGCUUCCUGUGCCUGAGAUACAGGAGUUUAUUGUCCGGAAUGUGCAGGCGGCGGGAGGUGAUGUCGAGGGCAUGUAUGAGAGGAGUUUGACGUUGGAGCCGAGGAUGGCUGGUGAGGAGAAGAUGAAUAUGGGGCAGCUGGCGGUGGGUAUGGUUGGGAUGAAUAUGGGGAGGGGAGGGUAUAUUUCUACAGGAAGUCAUAUGAGUUCGGUGGUUAUUGCUAGUAUGGCUUUGCGGUAG